AUGUCGCAGAUCCGGGCUUUCAUUGUCUACGUCCACGGAUGCCCAGGCUUCCUCAACGCCGCGAUAUGCGUCGAGCUGAGCCAGCUCAUCGACCACUCACGAGUCAUAAAAAUGGGCGUCAAUCCAAACAAUCGCACCCUUAGGGCUAGGCUCAGCUCUUCAUCCAUGUCCAUUGAUAGGGAGACAUUGUUGUAUCUGCGCUCUGUCCUAGCCGAUACGCUCCGAGACUCGAAUCAAGCAACGCGCCGCUCAUGGAUCUUUUCAGACUUCCGAGGCGCAACGAGCACUCACAACACUUUACCUGUCGAAGAUUACGAGAAUGCCGCUGACAAGGUGGAUUUGCCAUUCAUUCACGUCAUUCUGCGCUGCAAUUCGCGGAAAUUGAGAAGCCUAUCCGUAGUUGGGGAGAGUCUCCGGAACGUCAAUGCCGUUGACUUUGCAGUUUUCGAGUCGAUCCGAAAGAGAGAGGAGAUUCGGGCAACGGGAAAGGCGAAUGAGCUAGAGCUGGAUAUUUCGGAUUUAGAUCAAGCAGAGGCGGCAGGGAAAAUAUUCGAGCGAAUACCCAAGAUAUUGGAAUUGUAUGAGUAG
Messenger RNA from Trichoderma asperellum CBS 433.97, 588 nucleotides. RefSeq lists its product as uncharacterized. NCBI's taxonomy places the organism in Eukaryota, Fungi, Ascomycota, Sordariomycetes, Hypocreales, Hypocreaceae. The record is from RefSeq and is a predicted model, not a curated record.